Thlaspi arvense is the source of this 2802-nucleotide messenger RNA. NCBI's taxonomy places the organism in Eukaryota, Viridiplantae, Streptophyta, Magnoliopsida, Brassicales, Brassicaceae. The record is from the annotation of a GenBank genome assembly.
AUGACUUGUAAAGACAGGCCUCAAGUCCUUUUGAUCAUUUUCACAAUCUUGAGCUGUUCUCUUACAGCUUCUGCUACUGUUUCAGAAGCUAAUGCUCUUCUAAAAUGGAAGUCAACUUUCACAAACCAGACAAGAUCUUCGAAGCUCUCUUCUUGGGUCAACCCAAACAGCUUCUGUACAACUUGGUACGGUGUUUCUUGCGUACGAGAUAGCGUCGUACGGCUAAAUCUUACCAAUACUGGUAUCGAAGGUACUUUCCAAGAUUUUCCUUUCUCGUCUCUCCCAAAUCUCACUUACGUUGAUCUUAGCAUGAACCGUUUCUCUGGAACCAUCCCUCUUCAAUUCGGACAAUUCCCCAAACUCAUCUACUUCGAUUUGUCCAUUAACCAAUUAGUUGGUGAAAUCCCACGUGAGCUUGGUAAUCUAAGUAACCUAGAAACUCUCCAUCUUGUAGAAAACAAGUUAAAUGGAUCGAUUCCAUCUGAAAUCGGUUUGUUAACUAAGGUUCAAGAAAUAGCCUUGUAUGACAAUCUCUUAACCGGACCAAUACCUUCUUCUUUUGGAAACCUAACCAAACUAGCUAACCUUUACCUCUUUAUCAAUACUCUCUCUGGUCCGAUCCCUCCUGAAAUCGGAAACUUGCCAAACCUUAAAGAGCUAUGCCUUGAUAGAAACCACCUAACCGGUCAAAUCCCUGCCAGUUUCGGAAACUUGAAGAAUGUAACACUUCUCAACAUGUUUGAGAACAGGCUCACUGGUGAAAUCCCUCUUGAGAUUGGUAAUAUGACCAAUUUAGAUACCCUUAGCCUCCACACAAAUAACCUUACCGGUUCGAUUCCUUCUACUUUAGGAAACCUCAAAAGCUUAGCCAUUCUUCAUCUUUACGCGAAUAAGCUUAAUGGUUCUAUUCCUAAGGAAUUAGGAGACAUGGAAUCAAUGAUUGAUUUGGAGAUAAGUGAGAACAAACUCACUGGUCCUGUUCCUAAUUCGUUUGGCAAGUUAUCUAAGCUUGAGUGGCUAUUCCUCCGUGAUAACCAGCUCUCUGGCCCGAUCCCGCCGGGUAUCGCAAACUCUUCGGCGCUAACCGUCCUGCAACUCGACACCAACAACUUCACCGGCGUCUUGCCUGAUACCAUCUGUAGCGGCGGCAAGCUCGAGAAUCUCACGCUUGAUGAUAAUCACCUCGAAGGUACCAUUCCUAAAAGCUUGAGAGAUUGUAAGACCUUGAUCAGAGCAAGGUUCAAAGGGAAUAGUUUCUCUGGAGAUAUCUCAGAGGCUUUCGGAGAGUACCCGAAUCUCAACUUCAUUGAUCUCAGCAACAACAAGUUCCACGGAGAGAUUUCACCGAGGUGGGAGAAAAGUCGAAAGCUGGUCGCGUUCAUCGCGACUAACAACAACAUCACCGGUCCUAUCCCGCCGGAGAUUUGGAACAUGACACAGGUAAGCCAGCUCGACCUAUCGUCCAACAGAAUUUCCGGCGAGCUCCCGGAAUCAAUCAGCAGACUCAACCGUUUGUCGAAACUACAACUAAACGCUAAUCGGCUAUCCGGAAGAAUCCCUUCAGGGAUCAGACUCUUAGCUACUCUUGAGUAUCUUGAUCUCUCCUCAAACAGCUUCAGCUUUGAGAUUCCGGCGACACUCGACUCCUUGCCAAGGCUUUACUACAUGAACUUGAGCAGAAACGAGCUGGAUCAAAACAUCCCCAUGGCUUUAACAAAGCUUUCUCAGCUACAAACUCUUGAUCUCAGCCACAACCAGCUCGACGGAGAGAUCCCAUCACAGUUCAGCUCUUUACAGAACCUAGAGACACUCGACCUUUCACACAACAAUCUCUCAGGUCCGAUUCCAGAAAGUUUCAGAGACUUGCUUGCGCUAACGCACAUCGACAUAUCACACAACAAUCUCUCAGGUCCGAUUCCAGAUACGACAGCGUUUCGAAACGCAGCUCGAGAUUCAUUAGAAGGCAACAGAGGCUUAUGUGGUAACACAACACAAGGCUUGAAUCCAUGUCCGAUGAGUUCCUCAGGGAAGAAGAAAUCAAACAAGGACAGAAACCUGAUCAUCUACAUACUAGUCCCAAUCGCCGGAGCAAUCAUAAUCCUCUCAGUCUGCGCCGGAAUAUUCAUUUGCUUCCGUAAGAGAAAGCCCCAAAUCGAAGAGAAUUCAGAUUCAGAAUCCGCAGAAACGUUAUCGAUCUUUAGCUUCGAUGGUAAAGUAAGAUACCAGGAAAUCAUCAAAGCUACAGGAGAAUUCGACUCAAAACACCUAAUCGGAACCGGAGGAUGCGGCAAAGUCUACAAAGCAAAGCUCUCGACGGUAACGAUGGCGGUGAAAAAGCUAAACGAGACAACGGACGAAGAAAUCUCGAAACCGGCAGUGAAACAAGAUUUCCUUAAUGAGAUCAGAGCACUUACGGAGAUCCGUCACCGUAACGUCGUGAAGCUCUUCGGAUUCUGCUCGCAUCGGCGCAACACUUUUCUGGUGUACGAAUACAUGGAGAGAGGGAGUUUGAGGAAAGUACUGUCGAACAAUGAAGAAGCGCAGAUUUUGGAUUGGAGUAGAAGGAUCAAGGUGGUGAAAGGUGUGGCUCAUGCUUUGUCGUAUAUGCAUCAUGAUCGGUCUCCGCCAAUUGUUCACCGUGAUAUUACCAGUGGAAACAUUCUUCUCGACGGAGAUUAUGAAGCCAAGAUCUCCGAUUUCGGUACUGCGAAGCUUCUCAAGCCCGAUUCUUCGAAUUGGUCCGCCGUUGCUGGAACCUACGGCUACGUUGCUCCAGGUAUCUUCUUCUUUUUACCCCGUUAG